AUGCUCGAGCUGGAGACGAAUCCUUGGAGGAUACAUCAGGCGGUGAAACCUGGUCAGGCUAAAAUGAUUUCGGAUGCUUGGGAGCGUCAUGAAAGAGACCGUCGCCUUGUGUCGCUCAGUGCCAAGGAAGUGAAUGAAGUCUAUGAGGAGCAGUGGCAUCGAGCGAUGGACCACUUCCAGAACGAGAUCUUUGUCACCACCCUCACCGUUGGCGAUGAGAAGUCUUUUCAGUCCCAUGCCAUGUCUGAGAAUAGGUUGAUUUCAAAGAACCCCGACCUUGUUGAGAAUGACCGCUUCCCCAAGACCUUUGUCACUGAGGUCUACACAAACACAGAGCGAGUUGCGCAGACGGCUCGCAAACGAGGACAUCGAGUGGGAGCCUCAAUGAGCUUGGAAUCAGGAUGGAACUUUCUCCGUCCACUGGAUCGCAAAGCUGCCAGAGCCGUCCUGAAGCGUGAAAGUCCUUUCUUUUUGGUGCUGGCAUUUCCUUGUUCAUUUUGGAGUGUGUUACUCAACCUCAACCCUCCGAAGAAUGACACCAAGAUGUAUGAGGAAGCGAUCACCCUCUUGCAGUUCGCCCUCCAAUUGGCCAAGGACCAGAAGAGUCGUGGUUGUCACUUUGUUUUGGAGAACCCUCAAUCCUCUAGAGCAUGGACCCUGGAAGAGAUGCAAAGAGCCUUGGAGCAACUUGAGGCCCGUUGUGUAGUCUUCCACCAAUGCCGAUUCCGCUUGAAGAACCAGGCGGGUGACCUACUUCGGAAAGCUACGAGGAUAGCCACUUCGAGUGAUGAGGUCCUUUCCCAACUGGACGGCAUGAAGUGUCUUGGCAAUCACCCUCAUGGUCACAUCAUUGGGGGAAAAGCUGUUUCAGAGCCCGCUGGCCACUAUCCGUGGGCCCUCGCCAAGGCCCUGGUGGUUGGAAUGGAAAAGCAAUUUGAAGCUGACUUCAAAAGACCACACAACAUCCUUGCCAUCGAAGACGGUGAGGAGGCUGAAGAUGAGACCGCCCUGCCGAUUGACAUGAACCAGAGUGACUCUGAUCAGGAGUCCACUGAAGCUGUCACUGGACCCAAGGUGUCAGCUCAUUCGGCCUUGGGAAAAGAUGAUGUUGAACUUUGUCUCCAGGAGGCAGUAAGCGCCUACAACUCGGACAUCAACGACGCUGGUGUCUCUCCUAUGCAAGCUGCCUUUGGAAAGCAACCCCGGAUGCACGGAGAUUGCCUUGGUGAUUUUGGUCGCCGCUUGAGUGAGCAUGGACUCAUCGACUCCCGGCCGAGUUUGGCCAGACAAGUUGCCAUGCGAGAGACUGCUCGGUUGGCGAUGGUAUGGCAAGAUGCCAUUCAGGAAGUCAUCGAUGCGGCAUACCAUGAUCGACAGAUACCAACGACCUCCUCAUCUACAACCACCUCGGCUGAACCCGAAGCACAGGGUGGACCGAUGACGGGAGUGCCUCUACCUGUUGAACCUGUUCCUCUUUCGGCCGUACCUGAAGAAGCUCCUGCCGAUCUACCACCUUUACAUCCUCAAGAGUUCGUGCAAGCCCUCGGCAAUGCUCAAGGUGGUCCUAUCUCAAGAGGAUGGUCUCGGCAUACUUCUUCUUUGCCAGACUUAGGUACAUCUCCAUUUCCUGAAGCUGUACGAGCUGCCUUUGAACAGAGACGGCAGAGCGUUUCCAGUGCCGCCCCAAGUGCUAGCGGCGAGUCACAAGCUUCCAAGAGGCCUGCUGAACUGGAUGCUGAGCGCUUGCGUGAAGAAGCUCUUCAACCAGACCCUGUUGCUCCAACUCCGGCUCAACCUCCGGAUGAAGUUCCUGAUGAAGCUUCAGAAGCCCUGAGAGUGACUCAUGAAGUGAUGGAAAUGGAAGCAUAUGCCAAUGUGCAUCCGCUCCGUCAGAUCCAGAUCAUGGCGGAACAGGAUCGUCUGAAUCCCUUGGAAGCCAGAGUCCGAGACCAUGGGACAUGGCGUGGCAAUUGGCCUCUCCCCUCGAGGACAGAAUUCAGACGACGGCAAAUGCUGAAGCAACUUUGGCCCCUUGGCAAUGACGAUGCUGCUCAGGAAGUGCUUGCAGUGCUCACUGCUCGUAAGGAGCAUGUAUGGAGUCACAUGUCGGACUUUGAGAAAAAGGAGUUCCGUGAAGCAGCAGCCAAAGGAUGGUCCGUAUGGGUUGAAAAUGAGGCCAUCGAACCUCUUCCAGAUGCCGAAGCUGCCCGCAUUAGGCAGAAGUUGAAGACAGAAGGUGAAAGCCACCGCAUCUUGGUUCCUCGCUUCGUCUAUGUGGACAAGAAUGACGGACUGAGGACGGCAGACCGGGACCUUCCACUCAAGGCCAACGCCAGGCUGGUCGUCCCCGGAUACCAAGACAUUAGUGCAUAUGGCCUUCGCUGUGAUGCUCCAACAGCGUCGAGAACUUCUCAGCAUCUUUUGCUGACCUUUGCCGCCAGUAUGAAGUGGAAGCUGGCAAGUGCUGACAUCAAGUCGGCAUUCAUGAAAGGUGAAGAGUUUGGCCCCAAUGAACGCAUCCUCUACCUCGCCAACGUGAAGACCAGAGCACCUGAUGAGCCACGCUUACCAUUCUCGGAAGCAGGCUUAUGCCGUGUGAAAAAGGGAGUAUUUGGCUUAGCUGACAGCCCUCGUCGUUGGUAUAAGAGGUUAUGCAAGUCAGUACAACACCAUGUUUGGCAACUUUCAGCUCUGGAUUCGGCCAUGUGGUUCCUGUGGGAAGGCUCCAAACUGGAAGGCAUCCUCAUCUCCCACGUGGAUGACUUGCUACUGGCCGGAGGCCCUCGUGCGCACCACACCUUGCAAUUGCUGGGUGCCGAACUUGGGUUUGGUUCCACCUCCACCGGAACCAUAACCUAUUGUGGAAAGAAGAUUGAGCAAGCUGAAGAUUUUUCAGUGAAAGUUUCCAUGGAAGAGUACCAUAGCAAUCUUCAGCAGGUGCGCAUCAACCCACUUCGAAAGAAGAAUCCAGAAGCUACUUUGAUGCCUGGGAACAACGCCAGCUCAGAGCUCUCCUCGGGAGUUUGCAGUUGGCAUGUUUUGAAUGAAGAUUUGGCCGUCAACGUGUGCCGUCAGGCCGCCGCUCGUCGCAUGGCCACCCUGCUGGGAGAAUCCGUUGGGGAGACAGUUGGGUAUCGAACACGCUACGAGAAAUGCGUCUCCUCCAGGACGCGCAUCGAGGUGGUCACAGACGGCAUCCUCGCGCGGCGCCUGCAGGAGCAGAUAUCCCGUGACCUGGGGCGCUAUCUCGAACUGGAUGAUGCAUCCUUGGCGCUCUACGAUGGCUUUUGCUUGCGCCGGAAGAAAGCCUGCAUUCGCCUGCGUGUGCUGGAUGGCGUGGCAUACGUUUUGGAUAUGUUCCCAGGAUAUCAGAGUCGCCACCGCAGCACUCUCCACGCUCUGGCACGGGUCCUGGCGCGCUUCGGGCCGCUGCCGAACCUGGAGGUGACAAUCGAUGUCACAGAUGGUGAGCUGCAGAAGAUCGAUUUGCCGAUCUUGGUCAUCACUCACAAGAAGGAGGAGCCUCGAGGGAUUUUGUAUCCAGACUUCACAUUCUAUUCGUGGCCAGAGAGUAGCUGCCCUCCUGAGACCUCUCACGACUACAGUUACCUCUUUCAGAAGUUUAAGUCUUGGCAUCAUCGCUAUGCACCGUGGCAGAACCGGAGCGAUCUGGUUUUCUGGCGCGGCGCCCCUGUGGACGACGAACGGGCACGAGAGAAGGUCGUGCAGCGCUUUCAACGAGAAGUGGAAAAAUCAGAUGUGAAGUUCAUGUCGUGGAAGGUGGUCUCCUCGACAGGCCUCAAUGAGGUGCAAGGCUGCGUUGGCCUCUUGGAGCAAUGCCAGUACCGCUACUUGGCCUUCUUGGCAGGAACCACGUACUCUUCCCGCAUCAAAUACCAGCUGCUUUGUGGUUCUUUGGUCUUGGCUCACGAGCCCCGAUUCAUUGAGUGGUGGAGUCACCUGCUUUUGCCCGGUGUCCACUAUGCACCAGUGCAAUCCGAUUGGAGUGACGUGUCGGUGAUGAUGGAGCUUUUGCGUCGGCAAGAGACACAAGCGAGGAGAUUAGCACGUCAAGGCCAGCGACUGGCACAAGUGGCUUUGUCCCCCACGGCGGUGGAUUGCUAUUGGUGGAAGCUCUUGGUGAUGAGUGCCAAAGUGUUGCCAUACCCAACUGACACAUUGCCACCGACCGCCCGACCCUUGGAGGAUGCUUUGCUGCUGCCGGAAGACGCAGUGCUCUCAUCUGAGCACGGCCUGACGGGCGGGAUCCCGAUGCAUCUGCCGCCCAAGCGGGAGACGCAGGAUCCCAGUUGCUUCGGGAACGGCCGCAGUUGGGAAACAUGCUGCGAUCCCUACACUUUUGGGGCGCUUGGAAAUCAGGACUGCUGGCUGCAUUUGGCCAUGGAGGAGCAAGGAAUCCUUCACGAGGCACUGGACGAAGUUACACCCAGAAAUGUGGAGCUGUGUUGGCUCACGCGCAGCCCGUGGAUUUGGAUGCCUUCUUCGCGAGAUGUUGCCAUGGCCGACGGUGCUUUGCCCAAGACCUCCGCUGUGCUUUUCGAUGAGUUCCACGAGCGAAGCCUGGGAAAUGAUAUUGCCUUCACUUUGAUCCUUCAUGCACAAGAAGCCAGGCGUCACAAAGGGCUGCCGGACUUGCGGCUUGUGGCAAUGAGUGCCACUUUGAGCGAUCGCCUAGCCAGCAGGCUCUCGGGGCUGCUGGGCGGCGCACGGGUGGUGCGCUCGGAGGGCCGUGAGUACCAUGUCCAGCUCCGGCACGCCUCCGACAGCCGCAGCCUCCUGCGUGCGACCAAGGGCUUCGAGACUAAGGCUGAGCUGGCCAAGAAGGUCUGCGUGGCCGCCACUGAGGCACUUCAGUGGAGAGCUUCUUCGAAUGAAGAACCAGGAGACGUUCUGUGCUUCCUUCCGGGCGAGCCUGAGAUUCGGCGCUGCCAGAAGCUUUUGGAGGUCGCAAAGCCUCGACCGACACGGGGCUUUGGUGAGGCCCCAGCCUCCGCUGCCGCGUCUCAACCGAUUGAUGUGUUGCCGUUGCAUGGAUCCUUAGAUGCAGAGGCUCAGGAUCUGGCGGUGCAGCCGGGUGAGCCCGGAAGGCGCCGUGUGAUUCUGGCCACGAACGUCGCCGAGGCCUCCAUCACGGUGUCAGGAGUGACCUCUGUGGUGGACAGCGGCUUGCGGAAGAGGUCCAUUUUCAACUCUACGACUGGCUUUAACAGAUUGGAGUUGGCUGCCGUCUCAGCUGCUUCGGCGGACCAGCGGCGAGGGCGUGCAGGCCGCGUGAGAGAUGGCCUGUGUCUUCGUUUGUGGGCCAAAGGCCAAAAGUUGGUGCCGGAGGAUGUUCCUGCCAUCGGGGAAGAGGACCUGACCGGUGCCAUUUUGCAGCUGCUGAGCACUGGCGUGCCGUUGCAAGGGAUCUCCGAGUUACCGUGGCUGGACUGCCCGCCCAAAGCUUCCGUCAACCAUGCGGAAGAGGUAUUGACUUUGCUGGGCGCUCUGGAGGGGCAGGAACUCACCGCUCAUGGCCGACAAAUGGCGAGGCUUCCGUUGCAUCCUCGUUUGGCGCAUUUGGUGCUUUGUGCAGAGACCAAGGAAGCUGGUUCGGGGCCGUCGAUUGCAUCUCUUUGUGCUUUACUGGAGGAAGAGCGUGAUGUUCUGCAGGAUGCUCAACGUCGAGUUGGCGCUUGUGCAGACGUAGCUACAAGGCUGCUUGUUCUGAAUGGAGAAGAGAUACCAAAACGCUACAAAGAUAUCUCCGAGUCGCGCAAGCCCUGUGCUCGAGUCUGGCAGAACGCCCAGCGUUUGGUGACGGACCUGCCAUCGGCUGCUCUCCCGUUGAAGAGUUGUGGCCCGCUGGUGGCCUUGGCCUACCCGGAACGUGUGGCCAGGCGUGGCAAAAACGGCCGCUUCGUCUUGCGAGAUGGAUCUCGCUGUUCUGUCAAAGAUCCGCUUCUACAAGAGCAGGAGUUCCUCGCUGUGGCUCGAGUCUUCAAGCAUGUUGUCACAAUGGCAGCACCACUGUCCACGGCAGAGGCAGUUCACCUCUUGGGAGACGGCUGA
Messenger RNA from Durusdinium trenchii, 6072 nucleotides. The record is from the annotation of a GenBank genome assembly. Lineage: Eukaryota; Dinophyceae; Suessiales; Symbiodiniaceae.